GGGAGGAUAGUGCCCCAUCAUUGGUAUCAGUGGGGGGGGGGAAUAGUGUCCCAUCAUUGGUAUCAGUGGGGGGAGGAAUACUGCCCCAUCAUUGGUGUCAGUGGGGGGAGGAAUAGUGCCCCAUUGUUGGUGUCAAUGGGGGGAGGAAUAGUGCCCCAUCGUUGGUGUCACUGGGGGAGGAAUAGUGCCCCAUCUGACACCAAUGAUGGGGCACUAUUCCUCCCACUGACACCAAUGAUGGGGCACUAUUCCUCCCACUGACACCAAUGAU
This is a messenger RNA of Staurois parvus, 271 nucleotides long. The record is from the annotation of a GenBank genome assembly. NCBI's taxonomy places the organism in Eukaryota, Metazoa, Chordata, Amphibia, Anura, Ranidae.